AAAGAGCAUAUGCGAACUAAAAUGAGUACCUCUCAAAAUACAACACCUACGAUGUUUUUAUCAUCCUCUUUUUCUUACAAGGGAAAGAUAUGCUAGAAAGUAUGAACCAUUGAGAGGGUGUCUUUUGAUCAUGGUUGUCGUAGGCGGGUCCCAAUGGACAUGGUUCCAAAAGGCUUUUCGGCUGCCUACAAAUACCCACAUGCCACUCUUCUUUCUUUGUCAUCGGCCUAUCAGCCUCCGCAGCCACUCCCUCAAAACAUCAUAUUCACCAUCAUCGUCCUCGUCAACAUCGUCACCCUCCUCUCCCCGUAUCCCUUGCAGCUGGCACUCAGCUACUAGUCAGCUUUACCGCCCUCUGCUUUCGUUUCUCUGAAUUUUUUUCACUUUUAUACAGCCCAAGUGCUUUUCCUUCUCCUUCAAAUAAUUUCUGGAGAUGUCAACUCCUUUGAGCAAGAGCCUCUGCUUGUCUUCGUCUCUCUCGAUCAACAAAGAGGCUACGAGUAUGGAAAAACAGGGCAUCGUCACCAUUCUCCGGUCAGACUGUGAAAGAACCAAAGCUGCUUCUCUCCGAAGAACCCUAUCCGCAGAUAUGUCCUCCAAGAAAUGGCUGGCUCAAAAUGGGUUAUCUCAGGCCAUGAAAAAGACCGCAUCCUCUGAACAACUUUUGCUGUCUUUAGCAGAUUCAUCUUCCUUGUCAGGAGAAGACGACUGUGAAGAAAGGAAGGAACAGCUCGAAGGGAAGGAGCAGAAGGAAGAGCUCGAGAAACCGGGACAAUUCGAUAUAUGGAGCUCGAUUGUAUCUCAAAAGGACAACCAGGACACACCAAAAGUACUUCCGCCUCCUUAUACUCACCCUCUUGCGAAGAGAUCAGCGAGCUCUUUGAGCGGAAAGAGUCUCGAAAUAUGCACGGAGAGUCUCGGAUCGGAGACCGGCUCCGACGGUUUCUCAUCAGACCCAUCAGCGGAGACGGAGGACGUGGAAGAGGAAAAGGUGGAUGAGGAAGUAGAAGAAGAACAACAACAACAAAAUCUGAAGAUGUUCUCUCAAGCUUUUGAUCAUAGAGAGGAAUUGAGGGUGGCAAAAUACCAUCAUGCUUCUACUGAACAGAAAUCAAAGCCGAAAUCGUUCCCUCCACCUCUUCCUUCUCUCACUCGUAAAGAUGGGGCGUCUCUCCUCAUGCAGACUCAUCGAGACAACGGACGAUUAGUCCUUGAAGCUGUGACCGUGCCUUCGCAAAACCAGUUCCACUCCGAACGGCAAGAUGGCCGCCUUGUCCUAACUUUCCUCAGUAGUCUCUCGAGUGAAGAUGCCAAAGAUGAAAAAUGGGUCGAGGGCGAUCAGCAACAGGAGGAAGAAGAAGAAGAAGAAGAAGAAGAAGUUAACAAAGAAGUGUUAGAAGGUGAAUUCGAGGACUUUGAGGAAGUUUAUGACGGCGACGAAGGAGGACACGUGGAGAACGAGCUGGAAGGUGAAGAAGUUGAGAGCUUUGAUGAUGAAAAUGUACCCAAAGGAAUGGAAAUAGUGAUCAUCGAGAAAGAGCCAAAGUUGUCAAGUAGGGCGAUAAGCGUUUAUAGAUUAAUAGCUCUAACAGUGAACAAGCAGAUUAGAAUAGCAGAUAUGAUGAAUCCUUCAGUGACGAAAUCUCUUCCACCACACCCACUCGUGGCUCGGCUCAUGCCCUUAUCACCACAUGACGCAGCUUCCUCAAGUACUGCUGCUGCAGCAGUAGCUUCUUUCAAUUCUUAUGAGUACUACUGGUGGGCCGAGCCUACUGCGAACCCAAUUACUCAGCAAUUACCAACAGCCCUCCAAAGCAAUGGAAACAAACCCAUUAUCUCUAAGAUUCCAAUACCAAAUGAGCAGCGACAGCUCUUUGUUCUGAGAGGAAACAGAGGAGAUUACUCGGGUCCUUUGGUAAAAGGCUGCAAGAAGCCUAGAAGAUCUCUUCUGUUAUGGGAGCCCAAUUGGAUUGCCACCUCCUGAUCCAUACAUACAUCCUUUUACCCUCUGCAUAUUAAUUUCUUCUGCAUUAGUACUUGUUAUUAAUAUUAUUGUGCCCCUUUUACGCCAGUCUUUGUUUACCCAACUUCUAGUCUUUCAGGGGCUGUAUAGCCAAUAAAAGAAAA
Messenger RNA from Juglans microcarpa x Juglans regia, 2127 nucleotides. Its product is annotated as protein FAF-like, chloroplastic. Bases 434 to 1984 code for a protein of 516 amino acids. The record is from RefSeq and is a predicted model, not a curated record. Lineage: Eukaryota; Viridiplantae; Streptophyta; Magnoliopsida; Fagales; Juglandaceae. The transcript has 2 exons.